AUGCCCGAGCAAAAUAUUAACAAGGUAGGGAUGGUUGGUGUAGGGAGCAUGGGCUCUAUGAUGAGCCUAUUGUUUGCAGAGCAUGGAUACCAGGUCUUUUUCUUCGACAUCGAACUGGGCAAGAUGGACGAGACACAAAAAAAAGCUCAAGAUUUGAAUCUGCAAAAGGAUGUUGUUCGACAGGAUUCUUACAGUCAAAUGUGCAAAAGUCUUUCUACAGAUGCUCAAAUUCGUCUUAUUGUGUUCAGCAUCCCUCAUGGAUCAGCUGGGGACAAAUGUUUGGAGGGGCUACGCCCAUACCUGACCACCGGCGACAUUAUUCUCGAUUGUUCAAACGAGCACUACAAGAACACAGAACGGCGGCAAGAGGAGCUUAGGCCCCAUGGCAUCUUUUACGUCGGGUGCGGAGUGUCUGGGGGCUACCAAAGCGCCCGGGCAGGGCCAUCAAUGUCACCAGGAGGUGAUCGCGAGGCUGUGGAAAGGAUUCUACCAAUUCUUCGGAUCGUCGCUGCGAAAGAUGACGGCGGGAAGCCAUGCGUCAAUUACAUCGGCCCGGGGGGCUCAGGUCACUUCGUCAAGAUGCUCCACAACGGCAUCGAACAAGGCAUGAUGUCGGUAAUUGCUGAAACCUGGUAUAUCCUGACUCGAGGCCUUGGACAUAGCUAUAACGAAGCUGGGCAGGUUCUCUACCAGUGGAAUGAAUCGCCCGAACUGUCUAAGUGCUUCCUCAUAGCUAUUGGCGCGGACGUAAAUCGAGAGAAAGACGGCAAAGCAAAUCAUGUUGUAUCGUACGUUCAGGACAAAGUCGUCCAGGACGUGGAUGAGUCUGAAGGCACCGGAACCUGGACCUGCGAAGAAGCGGUGCGUCUUCACUCACCAGCUGCCACGAUCAUAAGCGCCCAUCUCUUACGUUGCGCUUCGGCGGAUUUGACACAACGGAUGAAAAACCAAAAGGUUAGCAAAGGUACAUAUGCAACAAAUCCACUGCAGGUAGAUGAUAAGGACAGCUUCGUUGACCAGCUGCGCAUGGCGACGUAUUUUUGCUUCCUUCUUUGCUUUGUGCAAGGGCUGAACAUUCUGCGCCGAAAGAGCCAGCAGAAAGGCUGGGAAAUAAACUAUCCUGAUCUACUCCACGUUUGGAGUGCAGGUUCAAUCAUCCGAGCAGAUGCCAUCAUGUCUCUCUUGCAGCCAAUCUGUUCACAGCCGAGAAUGAAGUCAGAUGGUGAUGAUAUUCUGGCCGAUCAAACAUUGGAGAGAGAACUGGGCCGCAGCUUCGAUUCAACAAAGAAUGUUGUGCUCAAGGCAGUCGAAGCUAAUAUGAUAAUUCCUGCCAUCAGCCAGUCCCUCGAAUAUUUCAAGUAUUCUACUCAUACAGAAUUACCGACUCAGUUCAUGGAGGCGGAGCUGGACUACUUUGGGCAUCACAAUUUCGAUAUCAGAGGUCACGGUCCGGGUGAGGCGAAAAAAGGAUCACAUCACCAUGAGUGGAAACCCGCGAAGGGCACGUCGGAUAAAUAG
This is a messenger RNA of Clonostachys rhizophaga, 1518 nucleotides long. Lineage: Eukaryota; Fungi; Ascomycota; Sordariomycetes; Hypocreales; Bionectriaceae. The record is from the annotation of a GenBank genome assembly.